AUGUUAUACCUCACCAACACUCGGCCUGAUAUUAUGUUUGCAACAAACCUGUUAUCAAGAUUCAUGUCAAGUCCAAACAAGAUUCACUUGGAAGCAGCAAAGUUGGUGUUACAAUACCUAAGGGGAACUUCCUCGUAUGGUAUUUGUUAUACCUACACUAACAAAUUUGAGUUACAUGAUUUUUCUGACAGUGAUUGGGCAAGUUCAAUUGAAGACCGGAGGAGCACCUCUGGCUAUAUUUUUAACCUUGGUGCAGGCGCAGUUUCCUGGUGUUCAAAGAAGAAACAAUCAACCACUCUCUCUUCAUCAGAGGCAGAAUAUAUAACAGUUACUACAACGGCAUGCCAAGCUGUUUGA
Molecule: messenger RNA, 357 nt
Organism: Cornus florida
Lineage: Eukaryota; Viridiplantae; Streptophyta; Magnoliopsida; Cornales; Cornaceae
Product: secreted RxLR effector protein 161-like
Exons: 1
Coding region: 1-357 (118 amino acids)
Source: RefSeq, a predicted model, not a curated record